Messenger RNA from Daphnia magna, 1257 nucleotides. Its product is annotated as L-lactate dehydrogenase. The transcript is spliced from 8 exons. Gene Ontology annotation, cellular component: cytoplasm. Lineage: Eukaryota; Metazoa; Arthropoda; Branchiopoda; Diplostraca; Daphniidae. Gene Ontology annotation, biological process: carboxylic acid metabolic process. Gene Ontology annotation, molecular function: L-lactate dehydrogenase (NAD+) activity. Bases 149 to 1147 code for a protein of 332 amino acids. The record is from RefSeq and is a predicted model, not a curated record.
AGCAGAAUCAGCUGUUCCAUCGAGCAUUGUGACAAAGAGAUCUGCAGUGGGUCAAAAGACGAGAACCGGGACUUGCAUCAUUCACUUCCAACCCCUCGUACAACAACGUUCCGUAUUCUGAACAUCAGGUUCAUACACAAAAACCAAAAUGGCGACUAGCGAACAGAAACUGAUGACUUCAAUCCAAGCCCCUGUCGCUCACUCGGGAAGCAAAGUUACGAUUGUUGGUGUCGGCCAGGUUGGAAUGGCCUGUGCCUUCAGCAUCAUGACUCAGGGUAUCGCCUCUGAGCUGGCGCUGAUAGACGUGAUGGAGGACAAACUCAAGGGAGAACUCAUGGAUUUGCAACAUGGUUUGGCUUUCCUCGGCAACAUAAAAAUUAAUGCUGGUUCAGAUUACGCUCUGUCCGCUGGAUCAAAACUUUGCAUUGUUACCGCUGGAGCCCGCCAACGUGAGGGCGAAUCCCGCUUAAACUUGGUUCAACGCAAUGCAGAUAUUUUGAAGGGGAUGAUUCCUAAAUUGAUUCAACACAGCCCCGACACUAUUCUUCUUAUUGUUUCCAAUCCUGUUGAUUUGAUGACAUACGUAGCCUGGAAGCUCAGUGGCUUGCCAAAAGAACGUGUUAUUGGAUCUGGAACAAAUUUGGACUCUUCUCGUUUCCGCUUCCUUUUGUCGGAGCGAUUUAACGUCGCACCCAACUCCACCCAUGGUUGGAUCAUCGGAGAGCAUGGCGACUCCAGUGUCCCCGUCUGGUCUGGUGUCAAUGUUGCCGGCGUUCGCCUGAGGGAUCUCAAUCCAGCAGCUGGAACUGAUGCUGAUACUGAAAACUGGGGUCAGAUCCACACACAAGUCGUGCAAAGCGCCUAUGAAAUCAUUCGAUUGAAGGGUUAUACUUCCUGGGCUAUUGGUUUGAGCGUGUCGAUCCUCACCAAAGCCAUUUUGAAGAACUCACGCAACGUAUUCGCUGUCUCUACCUUUGUCCAAGGAAUCCAUGGAGUAGAGCAGCCUGUUUUCCUCUCCGUCCCCUGCGUGGUUGGGGAAAAUGGUAUUACCGACGUCAUCCAACAAACUUUAACAGACGGUGAACGCGCUCAGCUUCAAAAAUCGGCCAUCACUCUGAAUGAAGUUCAAGUUAACCUGGUGUUAUAAGAUAAUGUAUAAUGUAUUAAAUUCGAAAUGUUAUUGUAUUAUUCGAAUUAUGCCUCUUCACUGAACAUAAUUAGUAUACGUGUGUCGUAGAAUACAUGGUUGUUAAGUCA